AUGCCGCUUUCCUCCUCUUCCUGCUGGGUGGAGCUGGGGCAACGGGGAAGGAGGACAAAGUGCCCACUGCCCUAUGAGACUCGCCGGAGUUGGGCCACGUCGCUUCCGUCGCCCCGGCUCCAUGGAGAGCAGUGCAGCCCGGCUCUGGUGGGGCUGAUGGGGCAGCAGGCACUUCGCCCUUGCACUACCGCCCCAGCUCUGCCGAAAGUGGCACGGCUUGGCUCCGGCAGGUGUCAGAUGGCAGCGGCCGCUUUGCCCCCGCCACGGCUCCACCAGGGCUUGCAGGCACACUGCCCUUCCUGCGCUGCUGCCCUCCUCCUCCUCCUCCAACUGGACUACGAAGCCCUGCGGCAGCGGUCCAGGGAGAUUCGUCCAGCCCUCCGCCACCAGCAGCGCCCUCCGGAGUUGGUGUUCCACAGCGCCCUUUUUGUCCUGGUGCACACGCGCAGGCGCACCAGGAUAAAUCCUCUCUUUGCAGGGAAUUGGACAAGCCGCGCACGUUCUCAAGGCGCUGCAAUGCAAAGGCUGUUAGGAGCGGAUGACGUACAGCUGACUGACGGUGAGAAGAUGAAUCUUCCGUUGGGAGAAUCAGAGCAGAGCGAACUCAAUGGGGCAUUAGCAAGUAAAAUUAAAGGUUCACCAGAGAUACAGGAAGCCCAUGGAAGUCAGCAUGGACUAGAAAAUUGUGGGGACCUUGAUCCGGUGAGAAAAGAUUCUCUUUUGGGUGGCCAAAGUUCUGAAACAGCCUUCUGUGGAAGAGGAGCGAGUGGCACUGACUCUCUGGAGAGCUGGCCAUCCCAGAGAAGAAAGAAGCAGUUUGUGUGCUCGGAAUGUGGGAGAACUUUUAGUCGGAGUUCAACCCUGGCAAACCACAGGACCACGCAUACAGGCGAGAAGCCACAUCAGUGUCUAGUUUGUGGGAAAUGCUUUGGAUAUAAAGCGCUUCUUCUUCGACAUGGAAAAUCUCACUCAAAAGAAAAGCCAUACAAACGCUUAGAUUGUGGGAAAACCUUCAGCUACAAUACUGUUCUUUCAAUCCAUGAACGAAACCACACAGGAGAGAAGCUGUACACUUGCUCAGAGUGCGGGAGAAGCUUUGAUCAGAAAACACGUUUUGUAAAACAUUGGCGGACCCACAACCCAGAGAAAAUGUUUCCCUGCUUGGAGUGUGACAAAAGCUUUGCAAGUCGAUCUACGCUUUCUGCCCACCAGAGAAGUCAUACUGGAGAGAAACCAUAUGAAUGCUCUGAAUGUGGGAAAACUUUUAGUCAGAAAUCUCACCUGACCAUCCAUAACCGAACUCACACUGGAGAGAAACCACAUUCCUGUUUGCGUUGCGGGCAUAGCUUCAGUAGAAAAUUCGAUCUUCUCUUACACGAGAGGACACAUACGGGUGAGAAACCCUACCGGUGCUCAGAAUGUGGGAAGAGCUUCUGUCAGAGCUCCCAGCUUUUUGUCCACAGAAGAAUCCAUACGGGAGAGAAACCGUUCAAGUGCUUAGAAUGUGGGAAAAGCUUCCGUUGGGAAAGCAGCCUCAAGAUGCAUGCAAAAAUCCAUGCAGGAGACAGGCCGUAUGCCUGCUCAGAUUGUGGCAAAAGCUACACUAGGUCGUAUGACUUCAUUAGGCACACAGAAACCCACACAGGAAUGAAACCACACAAGUGCUCAGAUUGCGGGAAAAGGUUUAGUAAUAGGUCGAUACUUGUUGAACAUAAGAGGAUACACACUGGAGAGAAACCGUUUAAAUGUUCAGUGUGUGGGAAAAGCUUCAGUCAGAAGUCGAACCGCAAUACGCACAUGAGAAUUCAUAUCAGAGGAGAUCCGGGCCAGAACUCUGAAAAAUUAAGCAAUGGGAAUGUUGCACCAGUACCAUUUAAGGAAGAUUGUUAGGUAGAUUCCCAGAUAUUAGCGUUUCCUGUUUAAUGAUGCAUUUGUAGUAGGAGACGUUGAUAUCGCUGUAUCUGUCAUUCUCUUCUUUCCUCAGUCCUGCUGCCUGUGCAUUUGAUUCCAUUGAUAGUAAUAUCCUUGACAGCUGGAAGAGAGUAGUGGAGAGCGGAGACCACUUGCCGAGAUCCCUGGUCUCUGUGCUAUGGGGACCUACCGUGUUCGAUCUUGUUCCUGUGAUACUCAAGAGCUACAUGAAACUGCUGGAAGGCCUUGUCCAAAAUUCUUUGCAGCUGAGUCAAAUUGCCCAUGGACAUUUUUAACCAAUACUUGGCGGGGGCCAUGGCCUGAUGUGAGGGUCAACAAACUGGAGCUCAAUCUAAAUAGGAGUGAGCUGUUGCUGUUUGAUAAUACUGCUAAUCUGGGGGUGAAAGAUUUGGCUUGUUGUGGACAGGGUUGCACCUGUCCUAAAAGAGGAGGUUCUCUGCUUUGGGGGUACUGAUAGAUCCAUGAAUACAACUGAUGGCGCAGGUCUGCUCCUUGACAAACAACACCGUUCGCUCAUUGGCAGACUGACUGCAGCCUUUCCUUGACAAGCGUGAUCUGACCGCAGUUCUCUACGCUCUGAUAACAUGCACAGUGGACUACUAUAAUGUUGCUGUUUUGGGGGCUGCCUUUGAAGGCUGGAGAAGCUUUAGUUAGUGCCAGGAACGGCACGUGGAUGGUCAGCCAGCAUGAAGAAAACAUUUUACCUGUAUUGAAAGUCCUGCAUUGGUUACCUGUUUGUUUCCAGGCACAAUUCAAAUCAUUAGUUAUUGUCUGAUGAUGUUUUAUAAUUGCCUGUUUGCUCACCACAAUAUAAUAUUAUAAUCUCUGGGGUCCUCCAUGAUUUCCCAAUGAAGAGAGUGGUGUAGUUAUUAGUGUGUUGGAUUAGGAUCUAGGAUUAGACAUUUUUAGUGUAGGAAGUAACCUUCCUUUUGGUUCCGCCCAUUAGAGAACCAGUGUGGUGUAGUGGUUAGAGUGUUGGAUUAGGAUUUGGGAGAGCCAGGUUAGAUUCCUCCAUCUGCCAUAGAAGCCUACUGGGUGACCUUGGGCCAGUCGCACCCACUCGGCCUAAAAUGCCUCACAGGGUGGUUGUGAGGAUAAAUUUGAGAAGAGAACAAUGUAGGCUACUUUGGUCCCCAAUGAGGCAAAAGGUGGGGUAUAAAUGAAGUAAAUAAAUAAAUAAGAGGCAUAGUUAGUUUCCACUAGGGAGAUGUCUUCAUGGGGCACCCCAUUGACGCAACUCUCGGUACUUACCUGGUGCUUCCCUCUAGUUUUAUUGGUAAUGUGAAAAGUUUUUCUUCAGGCCUUUGAUUGACAUUUUGUUUGACUUGCAUUGCUUUUAUUUGAUUGGGGUGUGUGAUUUUAUUAGGCAAUGUAAUUUUUUAUUAUGAUUUUAAUCACAUUUAUCGUUUUAAUGACUAUUAGGGGCUACUGGCUAUGUUGCCUUGUAGCUUCAGUUGAGUGUGUUUGCCCGAGUGAAUUUCUAAUGAAGCAAGGUUUCUAUUUUGGUGUAACGCAGAAGGAGGGAAGCAGGUGAGAGCGACGGGACCUCAGAAGGAAUUGGGUCCUACUUUACUCCUCACUGGAAAAUCCAGACUCUGAGAUGUUGCUGGGAAGGCAAAUCUGGAGAGAAUAUUAGUCAGCACGGAAUCUGAUGGUGCUUGCUGAGAUGGAUUUGUUUGACGCUGUGGAUGCCGUCUUUCAUUACAAAAAUGGUGACCUGUUAAUAGAACGCUUAAGAAAAAGAAAACUUUCCAAAUUUUGUUUUUAAGCCUAUAAAUAUUUAACAGACUAGUUCUCUACAUUCUGUAUUUCAAGAUAAGUUUUAUAGGGGGGGUCGUAGUUGGACACUGGGGAUGCUUUCAGGGUUGUGGGUUGAGAAGGGAGAUGUUGGCAUAUGGAGAAAUAAAUUAUUAUAAUACUGAA
Messenger RNA from Eublepharis macularius, 3855 nucleotides. RefSeq names its product zinc finger protein ZFP2-like. Gene Ontology annotation, biological process: negative regulation of transcription by RNA polymerase II. The transcript has 3 exons. Gene Ontology annotation, molecular function: DNA-binding transcription repressor activity, RNA polymerase II-specific. The coding region runs from base 1 to 1890 and encodes 629 amino acids. The record is from RefSeq and is a predicted model, not a curated record. NCBI's taxonomy places the organism in Eukaryota, Metazoa, Chordata, Lepidosauria, Squamata, Eublepharidae.